CACACAGCAACAAGGUGUUAUCAGACGUUCUGCUUUUGAUGUUGCACAACAUUAAGAUGGAAACUUUUACCAUCGUAAAAUUUAUGGAAGUGUCAUGUGACCAGGAAGUUUUAUUCUUAGAAUUGAUGUAAAACGUCAUCACACUCUUUAGUUACUGUAUACCCCAACACUAGAUUAACUAGUUGUUCUGACAGACUUUCUCCAUCCGAUGAUGCUUCAUAUCCAACCAAUGGAUAAAUGAAUGUGUUGUUACAUCCUCGAAUUACUAUUUACUAGAAGGAAAGUUCCCCCUAGAUUUGAAUUCUGCGUAGGACUUUGCUGCGGAUGAGUGUUUCGAGAGUGUUGUGCUUUUCCAGUGAAACAAUACCAUUUUUCCCCGAUGAUGUAACUUCCAUGUUUCGACCACUGGUUGGGGCCUGAGCGAGUACUGGCAUUGUAUUCCAGCAAGCCUCAGGAUGUCCUGUUGGGGGUAGGGGUUGGACAGAAGAGGAGAUGUAACGGCACAAGAGAGCUGCGUGCUUUAAAUGGUGGUGGCUACAGUGGCUGGUCUGGAGUUGACAAGAGGCGCUGUGGACAUUGGCACUGUGGACAUUGGGCCCAUCAAAAUUCUUUUUCUGAACCCUUCUCACAAAGCCUUUCUACUUCCUGUGUCCGCGUCAGAGAGAAGAAUUUUUGCAUUGGAUAUAUUUCUGUCAAUUAUUUACCUUUUGCUGGAUAGGGAAAGGAAUUGCUACAGCCCCAAAAGAAACGUAACUUAUUUUGGUGGCGUAUGUAAGGUGUUAAGAGGCUAUGAGCCGGGAUCAAGGAGUCUCUUAUCAGUUUACCAGGAGAGGACGAAAAACUUGUUUUGAGGAGUGAACUUUAAGGAGGUGAACGACGACAACAAACAGAAGCUUUUCAGAGACAUCUACACUUCUAUCGACACAUUGGCAUUCACGUUUGGCAAUGUAGUGUCUGACUUCCUUAUGGGAGAUGUAGAGAAUGGAUCAGUGUUGGGGCUCCCCCUGACUAAGAGAAGCAGGUCUUCUGAGAACCUCUCUGUGGAAUCUGGAGGAUCCGGUCCAGAGAAAGAUGAUCCGCCAGGGCCUUGUCCGCCAGUUCGAGUCGAAGAGGUGGACCGCACGCUGCAGCGGCAGGACAGCGGGGUGGAGUCGGCGCUGCUCUAUGCCAAGGCCUGGUGCAAGUACACCAAAGAGCUGCUGGCAUGGGUGGAAAAGCGCCUUAACAUGGAAAUCGAGUGUGCAAAGAGCUACUCCAAAAUGGCAGAAUCUGCCAAGACGCUUGCAAGUCAGCAGGAAUUCAUGCCGUUCCGUGAGAUCUACAUGACCGCUUUCAAAAAUGACAUUGAAUACAGCCAGCUGGUACUUCACACUGCGGCUGUGCUCCAAAGCAACAAAUUUGUGCAGCCUCUCCUAGCCAGAAAGAACGAACUGGACAAACUACGAAAAGAGGUCAAGGAUCAGUGGCAGAGAGAGCAAAAGAAGAUGCACGAGGCAGAAAGUGCACUGAGGAAGGCCCGGCUGCUGCAGGUCCAGCGGCAGGAGGAAUACGAGAAGGCCAAGGUGUCCACCAGCCGCCUGGAGGAGGAGCAGAUCGGAGGAGCGGGGGGAGCGGCGGGAGCUAAACAGCUAGAGAAGAGGCGCAGGCUGGAGGAGGAGGCCCUGCAGAAGGCGGAGGAGGCCAGGGAGCACUGCAAAGCUUGUCAGAUUGAUGUUGGAGAGAAGAGAGUGGAUCUGGCCAAAACCAAGGGUGUGAUCAUCACUCAGAUCCGAGAGAUGGUCUCUCAGUGUGACCUAACCCUCAAGGCUGUGACGGUCAAUUGGUUCCAGCUCCAACAAGCCCAGGUUGUCUCCCUCCCCGUCAACCACCAGAGUCUGUGUGAAAAUGCCAAGCAGUACGAGCCCGGCCAGCGCUACAUCGACUUUGUCAAGGGUCUGCCCGCCGACGGGCCUCGUCUGGAGUCCCUCUCGUUUGAUUCUGCUGUUACGCAAAGCACAGGACUGCUUUUCAACAAGCGCUCGCUAAGUGGCUGCCACUCGUCCCACAGUAACCUGUCGCAGACCUCUGACUUCCUGUGUGGCGAGGACAUGGACAGUCCCAUCAGUGGCCAGCAUACCAAGAUUGCAGAAAGGCGUUCCAACAAUAGCACAGACAUCCAAGCACUUCGGAUUCAGGCUCCGUUUCGUCCCUGGGCCACAGCCAGCCAGGGUGGAGGGAUGUGCAGCGAUUCAGAAAGUGCUGGAGGGAGCAGCGAGUCCCGGUCCAUGGACUCGCCCACUGCAAGCCCAGGAGACUUCAAGCGGAGAUUACCCAGAACCCCCUCCACCGGCACCAUGUCUUCUGCUGAUGACUUGGAUGAGAGAGAGCCUCCCUCUCCCUCUGAUAACGGUGUAAGCGAAAUGGUGAUAGAGAUGGCUAGCUCCCCGGGUCCCUUUAGAAACACCCAGAUGUCCAAGGCAUCUCAAACCCACAAGCUGAGGAAGCUCAGAGCGCCCUCCAAGUGCCGAGAGUGUGAUGGCCUGGUGGUGUUUCAUGGAGCCGAGUGCGAGGAGUGUUCGCUGGCCUGCCACAAGAAGUGUCUGGAAACCCUGGCCAUCCAGUGUGGCCACAAGAAGCUCCAGGGGAAGCUUCACCUCUUUGGCAUCGACUUCACACAGGCGGCUAAGAACAGCCAGGACAGCAUCCCCUUCAUCAUAAGGAAGUGUACGUCAGAAAUUGAGAACCGAGCGCUCAGCAUUAAGGGUAUCUACCGCGUGAAUGGUGCCAAGUCUCGGGUGGAGAAGUUGUGCCAGGCGUUUGAGAAUGGAAAGGACCUGGUGGAGCUCUCCGACCUUUAUCCCCACGAUAUCAGCAACGUACUCAAACUCUACCUGAGACAGCUCCCAGAGCCACUCAUCCUGUUCCGCUUCUACAACGACUUCAUUGGUUUGGCAAAGGAAAGCCAGAGUAUCAUUGUGGAAGAAAUGGAGGCGCUGCGGCUCAGUCCCAGCCCAGUCACCCCGGCCCAGGUGAGCGUGGAGCUCAACCGAGUCCUCUUCAAGAUCAAGGACCUGCUAAGGCAGCUGCCGCCAGCUCAUUACAAGACACUUCAGUUCCUUAUCGAGCAUCUGCACCGGGUGACAGAGUGGUCAGAGGAGAAUAAGAUGACUGCCAGCAACCUGGGUAUCAUCUUCGGCCCAACACUGAUCAAGCCAAGGCAGGCGGAUGCUGAGGUUUCCCUCUCCUCCCUGGUGGAUUACCCCUAUCAGGCACUCAUUGUGGAGCUCCUGAUCAGACACUACGAGAUGGUCUUUGACACCCCCCUCAGUCCCCUAACUGGCAACUCACCUACAGAGGUUGAUACCCAGCCCCGCCAUCACACCCAGCUGAGCAGGCACUCCAAGUCGCUGGGAGACAUAAAGGAGCAGACCUCUAAGGUGUUUAAGAGACAUUCCUCCAUUAUUCCUUCUUCUCACUUAAUGGCGGAGGUCCAGGAGACCAAGCCAAGCCUCGAUGGAAGUGACUUUGAACCUGCUGAUGAAGUGGAUUCAGAGAAUCUCAACGGGGUCCUGUUAUCAAGUGCCCCUGAGAUUCCGAAACCUGGCGAGAGAGGGCUCUGUCGUUCCCAGAAUAUCACCAUCGCCAGGGUCCAGCUCCGACACCCUCGCAACAAACUCUCCUCCAGGCCAAUCAGCUUGCCAGCUGAACGGGUACACAGCCGAAGUCAAGUCGACGAGAACAACACCCGGAACAGCACUGACCAGGCUGUCAGGAAAGGAGCAAGUUUUGACGAGCCCAUCGAAGAGGUGGACGAAAGUGAAAAUGCAAAACUGCGCAUGGCUACACAUUACCGGAGUACAUUUAUUGACACCCAGACAUUACGCAGAACUUGGGACAAACAGUACAAACACGAUGUUGCCGCUCGGACUGUCAAAAUUGUGGCCAGUUCGUCCACGGAGAGCGCAGCAGAGGAACCCAGCAACUUAUCAGCUUCUGUGCCAUCAGCCCUGUCUCUUGGAUCCUCCGGGAGCACUAUUGGCACCAUCUUCCCCAACAGACCAUACACUGUCGCAGUGCGACCCAGCAGGACUUUAAGAAGGGAGGACAAUGUUACCAAGUAUAGCCCCAUCACAACAGCUUUCAGGGCUCCCAGGACUCUUCAGCCUCCCCCAGGAACCUUCUACAAGCCCCCAUCAGGGAGCAAAGUUAAAGCGCUGCAGAACUGUGCGUCAGCUAACAGCGCUGAGGAAGAAGAUGAAGACGAGGAGGAGGAGGAGGAAGAAGAUGAUGAGGAGGAGGAGGAGGAAUUGGGGAUUGAGAUAGAAGUGUCUGUAGAUGAGCCUCUAGAGGAGGACAUCGAGGCCGAGCAAGUGGCCAUGUCCCAGUCUCCCAGCUCUAGCCCUGAGGACCUGGGCCAAAACCAGGCCAAACCAGUGUACCAGAGACUACGGCCCCGACGCCUCCAGGAGGCCGAGCAUCGAGAGGCUCAUUUUGUGUGAUCUCAGAAACGGUGCCAUAUUCUGUCGGAGAAAGAAUAAGAAACAUCUGCAUUAACGCCGCAGAGACAAUUUUCAGGUGUGCGAAGAUUCUGGGCAGCGUGUGGAGAAUGAAAUGUACAUUUGGUUCUCAGCAGACAAACAGAAUGCACUUAAAAUGCUGUAUAUUUUUAUUAUGAUUCACCAAUAUUUCCUUUACCAAUCUGUACACUCUGGCACUUGGUCAGAAUAUUUAUAUAUAUUUUUUAAACCGUGCAAUUACAUUUUAUUUGAAUAUUUUGUAUUAAGUUCUUACACGCUCACUGUAUGUUUAUAUACCAAAAAACUCUUUGAUUCGUUAUGGUAGUGCAUGUAGCCAUGGCAUUGGAAAAAACUAUAUUGGUGCACUUACCUGACAUCAAUACUCUUCCACAACUCUUGAGUCAGAUUUCUAUCGACUGUGAGUCAGAAUAUUUUAAACUGUUACAUUUAGGGUAUAAUGAAUAAUUUUGCUUAUAAUAUGUGUAUAAACCAAUACUGUACAAUGACUUUUGUCACUUGCUUUACUGAAUCUUUGUGUUGGUGUUUGCCAAUGUUAAGAAGCACCGCUAACAAACGGUGUACAUCCACUUUAUACUGUUGAACUUGUACAGGGUCAACUCAAACUGUCCUGAAAAGCCUUUAGAAAUGCCCUGGCUUUAUUUUUCAUAUUUUAGUAUAACAUCUUCAUAUUUUAAUAGCCAAAGUGUUUUCAUUUUCUUUUCUUUUCAUUUUUUUUAACUGAAGUAGUUUUAUCAGUAACCUAAAUCGUAAAUGUUCUUUGUAAUUAAUAGUAAAUGCAUCAUUUGAUUAAACAGCAUCUGUUUUUCAUGGUAAUGUACAAGGUUGACAGAUUAUUGAAAAGGUCAAUGUAAAAGAAAAAAACAGGUACAUGAGCAAACACCCUUUUGUAACUUAUUAAAAUAUAUCUGAAAACUUC
Molecule: messenger RNA, 5433 nt
Organism: Scophthalmus maximus (turbot)
Lineage: Eukaryota; Metazoa; Chordata; Actinopteri; Pleuronectiformes; Scophthalmidae
Gene: arhgap29a
Product: Rho GTPase activating protein 29a
Exons: 21
Coding region: 966-4478 (1170 amino acids)
Biological process (GO): signal transduction; activation of GTPase activity
Cellular component (GO): cytoplasm
Molecular function (GO): GTPase activator activity
Source: RefSeq, a predicted model, not a curated record